UCAGUUUUAUUCCUCGGCUCAUGUGUUGAGACGAUUAGGUCGCGGCGACAAUAAAUAAAGGGGGUUAUCUGCAACUGGUCUAUAGGAGAUAGUACUUUUUGCUUAGAAAAUGUCUGAAGAACGAGCGGUACACCCGGAUUGCCGAAAUGCCAGUAAUCCUUUCCAUGAGUGUAGUGAUUAUUGCUUUAAAGUGAUAGCUGAAGCCAAAACAAAGAUGCAACAAAAGGAACCAGAAGUCAUACCAGCAAGUGGCGACAGUAAGCAAGGCCCCCCAGGUGACAUGUAUCCUGCUGAGUGCAUAGAUGAUGAAAAACCCUAUCUUGAUGAAGAGCAGUCUGCUAGUGAAGAUGAACAUCCUGCAGCAGAAAACUUUGAACAAGAAUACGCGAAACUUUCUAAGAGACAGAAAAAGUGGAUGGAAUUGAGGACAGAUGAAGCAAAAAAACGUAAUCAAAUUGAAAUUGCUGCUGAAAAAAAAAGGAUGGAAGCUCCAGCAGAAUCUCGGGGUAUUUCUAAACAGAAGUGGCUUGAGGACAGGAAGAAACAAAUGGGAAAACUUCUAGAUGCAAAUGGUCUGGAUAUGACUAAAGCAUAUAUGCUUGACACACAAGAGUCAGCGGAAGAAAAGUACAAGAAAUGGGAGAAGGAUCCUGCUCCAUUUGGCUGGGAUGUUUUUAACCAGAAAACACUGUACAAUGCAUACAAGAAGCGAACCAAGAAUAUUGAGGUGGAUUUAGAAGAAUACAAUAAAAUGAAAGAAGCUGAUCCAGAGUUCUACCGUGAUGCUUCGAGUCUCCAAUAUGGAAAGGCGCCAAAAAUUUCAGAGGACAAGAUUGACCGGAUGGUACAGGAACUGAAGAACAGGGAAGAGAAGCUCAACUCAUUUAGCCGGAGAAGAAAGUUCCAUGAAGAGAAAGAUAUUGACUCGAUUAACGAUCGGAAUGAGCAUUUCAACAAGAAGAUUGAACGAGCAUUUGGGAAAUACACAUUGGAGAUCAAAAAUAAUCUGGAACGAGGAACUGCUUUGCCUGACUGAGUCUUAUGCUUGUGUGGGUGCUGUGUUGCGCUUUGGACAAGUCAAAGCUCACAACGGGGAGAAAUGUUGUAAAAAGUUUAACAUACUGGUAAUAAUUACUCUGCUUGACGGUGAGACUUGUCAAGGUCGCCCGCAGUUCUGGAUGUAGGGGGCGACAUUCAUGACUAAACAUUUUUAUUGCUUUUUUAUUCGUGUAAUGUUUAUGGUAGUUUGUGGAGUGAUUCUGUGCUAUACCAUCUCUUAAAGCUCUCUCAAAUGUGUUGGCGCAUUAUCACUAAUCCCUCUGAGAAUGUAACAUCACUCGCUAGUUCUCCGUA
This is a messenger RNA of Neltuma alba, 1353 nucleotides long. Its product is annotated as pre-mRNA-splicing factor syf2. Lineage: Eukaryota; Viridiplantae; Streptophyta; Magnoliopsida; Fabales; Fabaceae. The transcript has 6 exons. Bases 110 to 1036 code for a protein of 308 amino acids. Gene Ontology annotation, cellular component: post-mRNA release spliceosomal complex; catalytic step 2 spliceosome; Prp19 complex. The record is from RefSeq and is a predicted model, not a curated record.